Messenger RNA from Endocarpon pusillum Z07020, 444 nucleotides. RefSeq lists its product as uncharacterized. The coding region runs from base 1 to 444 and encodes 147 amino acids. The transcript has a single exon. NCBI's taxonomy places the organism in Eukaryota, Fungi, Ascomycota, Eurotiomycetes, Verrucariales, Verrucariaceae. The record is from RefSeq and is a predicted model, not a curated record.
AUGAAAUUCAUCGAUAAGAAACAUUCGGAAUAUGUUGAGAAGAUGAAGGCUGCAGCCCCUGGCUCCGACUUCAGGGUGCUCGUUCAGUUCCAACCUGUGACUCAAUCGAUGGUCAAGCACUCCGUCAAGAGUGGCGGCAACGUUCUCGGCCUCGAGGAAAUUGUUGCUAAGGGUCCCACCAUCAUGUGGCUUAUUGCCGUAACUGUCGAUACUGCAGAGAACCAGGCCCUGACGAUCGAAUAUAGAGAUGCGGUCAAUAAAUACGCCAAUAGCAUAGGCGCGAACAAGAACUGGCUUUAUCUCAACUACGCGCUGGGCGACCAGGAUCCGAUUGCCGGUUAUGGGGCUGAAGUCGUAGAAUUCCUGAAAGCUACAUCUCACAAGUAUGCCCCCAAGGGCGUCUUCCAGAAGCUGAGAGGCUCCGGCUUCAAGCUUCCUACUUAA